Molecule: messenger RNA, 405 nt
Organism: Acanthocheilonema viteae
Lineage: Eukaryota; Metazoa; Nematoda; Chromadorea; Rhabditida; Onchocercidae
Source: the annotation of a GenBank genome assembly
AUGUAUCCUCGUAAACUUCAUGAUCAUUUUUCAUUUGAUCCACGAUUGGAACAAUAUGUAUAUGCUGAGAUAUUUCCAUUAUGCGAUGAUUUCUAUUUUUAUGGAACCGAUCAAUUAGUAACACCAUUUCCAUUCAUUAUUGAACAUCCGUUUAUUAAACCACCAAUGCCUAAAUGGCAUGAAGAACUUCGUCAAACAGAUGCUGGACCUAGCAAGAAGGAAGAGUCCGAUUAUAGGUCAUAUGCUUAUAUCGAUCGUAUCAUACGACCUGGAUAUGAUUUAAAACGAAGUGAGCAGCAAGAUUUGCAACGUUUACAUCAACUUCAACAUUGGUUACGUGGCAUUUUUGCACCACGCCUAUCAUAUAAGUAUCGCGUAGAACGAUUAUCUGAUGAUAAUGAAUAA